This is a messenger RNA of Phlebotomus papatasi, 7016 nucleotides long. It is a transcript of the gene Ypel, whose product is annotated as protein yippee-like. NCBI's taxonomy places the organism in Eukaryota, Metazoa, Arthropoda, Insecta, Diptera, Psychodidae. The record is from RefSeq and is a predicted model, not a curated record. The coding region runs from base 1055 to 1399 and encodes 114 amino acids. The transcript has 6 exons.
GGCUUAUUUUGUUGUAUUCCUUUGGUAGUUUCACAUCAAAGUCGACAUUUGGGUCUAGAAGAGAGAAAUUUCUCCGUGGAAAACGUUCAAUUGGUUCUUUUCCAUCGAAAUUGCUCCCUGCAGGUGGUUCGUGUGCAUUUCGAAUGGGACACUAUUUUUGCAUCAAGUGACAAAACGCGAAAAUUGUUCGUCAGCUUGGAAAUACUUUUCAAAGCGUUACGAGAAAAUUUUGACGUUCAAUUUCACUUUUGUGCCAGGUUGAACGGGUGUUUUGCUAAACGUAGGUUGAUAGCCUAGAUCCCUUUUUGUCAUCAAAUAGAGGUCAGGUGAUCCAAAGUGUACAGUUAAAUGUUCUAGGUCUUCUAGGCAUACCUAUAAAAUCGUGCUAGGCUGACUUUUUUUGGGAUUUUCCUGUGCGAUAUUUGCAAGUGUUUGGGACAUAUAAGCAAUUUAAGACGUCAAAAUCCAGUUUGCUUCGAUUUUGUCCAGAGAGACAUUGUAGUUGUGUUUGCAGAGAGAUAAUCUGCAAUUCUGUUUGUGUGUGUCCUCCAGGUCACUAAGUUUGAUCAACAAUUGCUCAACUUACUGAAUAUUUCAGACAGCAUUUCCCGAGUUAACUAAUAACUUUUGGAUUGUCGUCAAUGAAGGUUUCACAGCUGUGACACACGCCUUCAGCCGGCAGAAACGGCAUUAAACAUCAUUCGGAAGUUGUAUUGCUAGAAGGAAGUAGCUUGCAAUUGUCCAGGGUCCAUAGAAAAGGAUUCACGUUGUCAAAUUAACGAACGACUUCGUAGGACUUCCUACAUUUUUCUGGACAAUUUCUUCUUUAGGAGGAAUAUUUUAGUUUUUCGGACUGGACAUCGAUAGGGAAAGUCAAUUACUUCCCUGUUUGCAUGAGAAAAGGUCCUUUUCUUUCUGUCUGGUAAAUUAUUUGUCCAUCCUAAAAUUAAUUGUUAACAAAACAACCUCCAAAAAGGAGGAAGCGGCGUCCACAAACGGCGGACACGCAAACGGUGGGACCACAAAUUCAACAAACGGCGCCAACGGUGGCACAAUGGUGAAGACGUUCCAAGCAUAUCUACCACCGACAAACAGAACUUACUCCUGCGUCCACUGCCGGGCCCAUUUAGCUAGUCACGAUGAGCUGAUAUCUAAGUCGUUCCAAGGGAGUCAAGGACGAGCCUAUUUAUUCAAUUCCGUAGUUAAUGUGGCGUGUGGUCAAGCAGAGGAGAGAGUAUUACUAACAGGACUCCAUGCAGUUGCAGAUAUUUACUGUGAAUGCUGUAAAACGCCUCUUGGCUGGAAAUAUGAGCAUGCCUUUGAGUCGAGUCAGAAGUACAAGGAGGGCAAAUAUAUUAUCGAAUUGGCACAUAUGAUUAAGGAAAAUGGCUGGGAUUGAUCGAUGAGCGCCUGCCACAUGGCUGAAUCCCAUCAUCCCACGCAAAUUUGUCCCAUGCAGUGAAGUGAAAGUUUUAAGAAAAGCGCGUGUUUUUUGCGUAGAGGAACAAGAAAAAAAGAGAGAAAAGAAUGCGAGAAAGUUGAUGAGAAAAAUCCCUUUUGACGAUGCAGAGGAGAAAGAGAGUUGAGAGAGUGUGAAAAAGGGACUCUUUUCUUUUUUUUGUAAAAUGGGGAUUGUUUCUUCAAAGCUUUUUCUUUUUUCACGUCAAACAAAUUUUCUGGAGACAACAAACAAUCUUCCAUCCCCAUUGCAACACAUCACAUCUUCUGUAAUAUGAGAAUGUGUUCAAUGGAUAUUGAUGGAAAUGUUCACAAUAGAUGCCAAUAGGUCCCCCCCUUACCCCUGAACGUCUCCUCCAAAAUUCUUUACACUGAAAUUGUAUGUUGAGUAAAGAAUGGAGACUGUGAAUCCUUUGGGAUCUAUUUUAUGGUGAUUUAAUGGAAAAAUAUGGGGACCUCAUACAAGAGAUAAACAAUUUUCUCUUAUUUUAUUCAUACAGAUUUUUUUCAAAAUUAAAUUUGACUUUGCAAACUUGCAAAUUGGACAUUUUGACUUCUUUGACAAUAUAUACAACUAUUUUUAAAAUGAAUUUUUAGUCAGUUUGUUAAUUUAUUUUGAUUUUUUAAAUUUCAAAAAAAAAUUUAGCGUUUCUCCAACAAUCCAAGAAAUGAGAAUGGUAAAUUUGGCAAGAAUGGUAAAUGAUGAGAUGAUGAAAUUAAAUCAUAAAACUUUGCAUUAUAGACUGAUAAAUAAAUGAAAUUUCUGGAAAUGGCGAAAUUUUUCCGGAAAUUGCAUCGUUUUAGUUUAAAUUUUUGCACUUGUUGUUUUUUUUCUUCUAAUUACUAUUUCCUUAUAGAAUUGGCAAAUUAAUGGGGGAUAUUAGAAAUGAAAAAGAAAAGCCAGUAGAGAGAAAAAAAGAAAAAUUAUUGCGAAUUUAAAAUUUAAGGCUCACGGUGCUUAUUUCGGCAACAGAAAUUCUUGCAUCGGUUUUCUAUUCACUUUGACAACAAAUUUCUACCGUUCAAAUACGUUUCAUUUAUUUUUUUAACAAAAUGCUCAGAGGACUUUUACAACUUUUACCCUAAGUUAUUCCUUGAAUUAAAUAUAAAGGGGAAAAAAGGGAAAGCAGAGAGAAUAGAAUGGCUGGUGGCAAGUUUUCUUGUACCGCAAUAUCGCUGUCAUUCACCUUUUUUUCCUAAAUAAACUAUUAGCUGAUAUUUUUUCUUACAUAAUUGCUGGAAUGUUAAAUUAUUCUUAACACGUGAAGGAGAGAAUAAUAUAAGAAAAAAAUACGUGAAAUAACAUAGAAAAAAAUAUUAAUAUUGAAAUUAAUUUUCGAGAGAAAAAAAAGCUGAAAAACAACCAAGAUUCAACAACGAUUUUUGUUGUCAUGAAUAUUCAUGAAAUUUUUCUUUAUCUUAUCAAAAAUAUCAAUCAUUCUUGGAGAAGAUGAAGAGAAUACCAAGAACAACAAAUACAAAUAUUUUCUAUUAUAAAUGGAAAAAAAAGAAACUAAAUAUGAAAACUGCCAAACAAAAAUGUCGCUCUUAAAGAAAAGAUAAAAUAAAAUAAAACCUUAAAUUAAAAAGGAAAAUAAAACAAAUAAUAGUUAAAUACAAUAUGCAAAUAAACAGCAAAAACCACUACCAACACUGUUAAAUGGGGGAAAAAAAUAAAAAAUAAGCAUGAAAUAGACUAGUGAAAUAUUAUCUCGUAAUAAGAAAUCUUUAAGGACAUGAAAAUGGAACUCUUAAAUGUUAGAAUCAGUUGUGGGAUUUUCUAAUUGCACCAGCAUUUAGCAGAUUCUGACAAUUUCAGAAGCACAAUCAAUGUUCUUUAGCUACGUGAAAGAAGUUCAUCAAGCUAGAAAAAACAUUUUGUUACAAAAUUUGAUUGGGAUUUUAACCUCAAAAUAAAUACAAUCUAUAAAAAUCUUAUUGCUUCAUAAAAAAUUAAAAGUUAUGUUGAAAACAUUGACUUCAAGACAACCUAACAGCUGUAUAACCCAUUGAAAUUUUAUUGCUAGUCCAAUAAAAGUUAAUUCGAUUUGACUUUGCAGCAAACAUAAGGUUAUGUUGCAAAAUUUUUCCAUGAGUUGAUCUUAAAAUGACAUAACCUAUAAAAGUUUUAUUGUAGGUUUCAAUUAAAUUUUAAUUUGGAAUACUUUGAUAUAUUGGACUUUAUUUUCUUAUUUGACUAAGAACUUGGUUUAGAAAUUCCAGGAUGUGCUACACAUAACCUCAAAAGUAGGAAAAGUAUGGAACAGCAAGUUUUUAUUUUAGAUUUUGGGUCCGGACACAAAAGUUUGAACUGUAACUUAGUUUGAAACAUCAGAUUUUUUUUUAUAAAUUCGCAAAGAAAGUUAAAAUGGAAGUUUUAUUAUCUUAAUUCUAACCUCUCUGGUUCGAGUUAGGUUAUGCUGCAAAAUCAAAAAUAAGCUCUGAAUAAAAAAGAGAUACAACUGGAUAGACACAUUAAUACUCCAGUGAUCUAAAGAUUUUGUUGCAAAUGUAACUACCUAAAACAUAACCUAAAAGCCUCAUAACCUAGUGGUCAUUUCAUAAGGAAUGCUCCACAAGGAAGUUAGGUUACAAAAGAUAUUUUAAUGUCAUUUUUAACAAAUGGGGCCCAUUCUCUAAAUUACCUGACAGAUUGAAAGACUUCAAGGUUACAAUUUGAUAUCUUUCAGAUUAGAAACAAGACUUUUAAAAUGUCUGUCCACCGAAUAAAAUUAAAAUCCAACUACUUCUCUUGACAAUGGACAGCUUUGUGAGAAUAAUCUUUCCAUCUUUGGAGAAUUUUGAAGUUUUUUUCUAUUUGAAGUUGAAAUACCUUUUUUAAGGUUAUGUUCAGUAUAACCUCACAUUACAGAUUUAUGUUUUUACUAACUUAAAAUAAUUGUGCAAAAUAUACACAAUGGGCACUCAAUGGGUCAAGUGGUAGAGCACUCGGUCUAUGAUGCAAGUGUCCCGGGUUCGAAUCCCCUUUAGGUCACCAGGAAUUUUUCUGGCGUUAAAGGUGUUCGGAUUGCAUCCAGAGAGAUUCACUGGCAUGAGACUGACAAGACAACCUCAUCCCGUACAAUAAAAAAAUAAUGCAUGUCUAGAAAUCCCCUUGCGGGAAGGCCUAGUUCCUUCAUUGAAUGUUGUGCCAGUACAGUAGAUUCUUUCUCAAUCGGGCAUACGGGGCAAAAUGUCAUCCGAAUUAACGAGAGAUUUGGGCACCAAAAUCAUUGUAAAUUCCACAAAAAGUCCUCAAAUAUAAAGAAUCACGAUAAAACAAGAUAAUCAAAAUAAAAUAAAUGAUUUUUUGAGAGAAAAUUCUGUUGUUCAUAAGUCAUUCAAAUACGUAAUUUCUGGAUAACGGUAUAUUUUACGACUCUAUGAUAUUCAGGGGACUAUUUUUGUAAAGGAUUCAAGUCGUCCCACGCAUCCUUUUCAUGGAUUUGGAGGAUAUUUAGGGGUUUAUGAAACAAAUCUAAAAAAAUGAAAAGAUAGGGAUAUGCGAGGUUCCAGGAAAAUUGUCCUUAAAUCCUCCUCUACACAUCCUUGAGUUAUCAUUUGAUACCAAAAUCCUAGGAUGUACCGUUAUUGAUCAUAAACAAGUUUUUUUCAAAUUUUUCGAAAAAUUUCUUAAAGAUCUUUUUCUUAAGAUAUCUCAGAAACUUGAGGUGAUGGACAAUAAGUUUCUUCGGGAGAAAUGUUCAGGACAUACCAAGGAACAAGAAACUACUCAUUAUUUUCCAUCCCAUUUGUGGCUGUUGCACAGUGUUAUCUACAACACAUUUUGAAACAUAAAACAUAGGGCCCGGUCCUCUAAUUUAGUACUGAAAAUCUUCUAAAGUUUGAGGUUAUAUAUGCUACCUCGAAUGUGUGCAUUUAGAAAACAAAGAGGCAAGAUCAUAGCAGAAAACUUUCAAGUUCAACAUAACACGUAUUAUUCUCUUUAAAAACAAAAUAUUACAGUCCAUUCUGCCUCAGAAUUUAGUAAACACUUCAAAAAUACUUUUAAUUUAAAACGAUAAAUUAGGUUUUUGAGGUUAGAUUCGCUUAAUACAGAACUUCUUGAUCGUUUGUUUUGUUCAAUCAACAAAAAAAACAUGUGUAACAGACAAAAAGAUUCUGCAACUACAAACUUUGAGUUUUGAGGCUAGGCUUAGCAUAACCUAAAAGUUUUUCAAUUAACCUAUUGGUCAAAAGAGAAUAAAUUCCAUAACUAUAUAACUCUGAGAUGGUGUCUUAUAUAUGCAAACGAGAACUUUGCAAAUGUUCCAAAACUGAAAAAGAUGUUUUCAAGCUACUGUUUUUGAGGUUAUGUACCAAUAAUAAAUAAUUAAGAAUACCUCCUAUAAAUUAUGAAGGAUUAAAAUUAUUUCAAUAUAAUCAAAAUGUUUCCCAAGUUGUCGCUUUAUAUUAACAUAACCUCAAUUUAGUUUUCGCUGUUGCAAUUAGGAAAUCUCACACCAUGAAGAAUAUAUCACUUCUCUUGAUUAUAUAGAGGAAAUGCUGAAUAUUGUAGUGUUCUCGACAGGCUAUGCGUAUAAAUUAUAAGAGAGUGAAAGGAAUUCUUUCUAUUUUCAUUGAGCCUAGGUUUUUGGUGAGAAAUAAGAAGUAGAAAAGAAAAACAAACUGGAAGGUUUUUUUCUGACAAUUUAAAUUUUUGUUUGUGAGAUAAACGAAACAUAAUUUUUGUGAUAAUGAAUGUUAAAAAAAAAGAAUAAAAAAGCGGUAACUGAUACGGUGUUAGAUGUUGGAAAUGUAAGCUGACGAUGGUAAUUAGAUUACGUGAAUUUCAAUGAACAAGAAAUCAAUGCAAUUUUUUUAUUUACAUUUUUUUAUAGUUUGAUAUGAAAAUUAAGUUUUGGAUGUAUUGCAAGAGUUAAUUUUUGCCGAAUGGAUUUUGUAUUCCGAUUUGCAAUUUUUUUUUGUAAAUUUUGCUUUCGGUAAGAAGGAGAGGAAAGAAAUUUUAUCGAAAUUUAAUUACUUUUAUUGCGAUAAACCUUUGCUAUUCGUAUUUUUUCAAUGGAAAAAGAGAAAGAAUUAAAAUAUUUUCAUAUUAGACACAUUAAGCAUAAGAGAACUUAUUAACAAUAAUCAAUAUGAUUAGAAUAAAGAAAAUAUAAUGAAAUAAAUUAUAUUAAUAUUAAAUGUAUAACUGUGCAAUUGUGAUAUGAGAAACUUCUAUAAAAACAUAACUCUAAAAAAAAAUGUAUGGAAAAAUAUGAAUCUAAAGUAGUGACAGAGAAAAUUAUAGAGAGAGAAUAUGUGGAAGAAAUAAUGCUAUGAAGAAAAGGAAGAUUUGAAAAUUUCUUUUUGAAUGGUGAGACCAAACCUAUUGAGGAAACGUGUGAUAUACAUAAAAUUAAACUUGUAAAAGAAAAAAAAAUUUAAAAAAAAUACUUGAAAAUCUGAAAAUAUUUGUGGAACUUUAUUAUUAACAUUUUUUAGUAGAAUUAAUUGAUGUUUGUUUUAAUUUUUUGAAACACACACAAUCUGCUAUUUUUAUGAUAAAUUAGAAUUAUAAUGAAUUUUUCUAUUAAAUAAUUACUGAGCUGAAA